AGAGAGAGAGAGAGUAAGUUUUCCCGCCCGCCUGUCAUUCAAUUGAUUUUGUAGCGAGGCGCUGCCAUUGAAAAAUCUGGAGUUGCUGUGAUUGUGUUCAAGAACAAAUGAAGAAAAUAUGGAUUCUGGCCUUGGCCAUUCUAGCACGAGUGUGCCUAGGCCUUGGCCUUGGUAUGGGACCCGAGCUGGCCACGCACUUGGCCCCCGAUACGCUGCCGGACGUGCAGGAGGAGGCGGCGCGUGCCUUGAUCCAGAGAGUGAUCGGUCCGCGCUCCUCACAGCUCUUUAUAGUGGAAGUCAGCAGACUCUUGGAACUGCGCAGCUUUCAGAUUAGCAUGCUGGACAGCGGGCAGAUUCUGAUAGCUGGCUGGGAUGGCGUGUCCGUGUGCAAGGGCUUCCAUCAUUAUCUAAAGUACGUGCUGGAUCGGGACGUGGACUGGUUCAAGAUGCGCAUUGAGCUGCCGACCAACCUGCAACUGCCCAAUGUGACCAUUCGCUCCACCUCGGCCAGUCCCAUACUGUACCAUCAGAAUGUGUGCACGUGGAGCUACAGUUUCGCGUGGUGGGGAUUCGAGCAAUGGCGACGGCACAUCGACUGGAUGGCACUGAUGGGCAUCAGUCUGAGCAUAGCCCCCGUCCAGGAGGCCAUCUGGCAGGAGGUGUACAGCCAGCUGGGUCUCAGCGACGCGGAGAUCGCGGCCCAUCUGGCCGGACCAGCUUUUCAGGCGUGGCAGCGCAUGGGCAACAUUCGCGGCUGGGGCGGACCCCUUCAACCGGAGUAUCAACGCCUCCAGGAACUGUUGCAGCAGCAGAUACUGCGCGCCCAGCGCGACCUGGGAAUGAGCGUGGCCCUGCCGGCUUUUGCCGGUCACGUGCCCACGGCUAUGCGUCGCCUCUAUCCGACUGUCAACUACACAGAGGUGGAGCGAUGGAACAGCUUUCCUGAUCCCUACUGCUGCGGUUUGUUCGUCGAUCCGCGGGAUCCUCUCUUUGAUCUGGUGGCCACACUCUUCCUGCGGCGCGUGGUUCAGCGCUACGGCUCCAAUCACAUCUUCUUCUGCGAUCCCUUUAACGAGCUGCAACCAGCGGUGGCGCAACCCGAGUACCUGCGAUCUACGGCCGCGGCGAUACACAACUCCAUGAGGCGUGUGGAUCCGGAGGCUGUGUGGCUGUUGCAGGGCUGGAUGUUUGUGAAGAACAUCUUCUGGACGGACGCCAUGAUGGAGGCCUUCCUCACGGCGGUGCCCAUCGGCCGCCUGCUUGUCCUCGAUCUGCAGAGCGAGCAAUUCCCGCAGUACCAGCGCACCGACUCCUACUACGGCCAGCCGUUCGUUUGGUGCAUGCUGCACAACUUUGGCGGCACGCUGGGCAUGUUCGGAUCGGCCGAUCUGGUCAACAGCGGCAUUGAGGCGGCACGGCGCAUGCCCAACAGCAGCAUCGUGGGCGUUGGCAUCACACCGGAGGGCAUUGGCCAGAACUAUGUGAUGUAUUCGCUUGCCCUGGAGCGGGGCUGGAGUGAGCCCAACUUGGAUUUGGACAGCUGGUUCCGACACUUUGCCCGGACACGCUAUGGCGUGGAUGAUGCAGGUCUGCAGCAGGCGUGGCAGCUGCUGAGGCACAGCGUUUACUCCUUCCGCGGCCUACAGAAAAUGCGCGGAGGAUACACGGUGACACGUCGGCCGGCCCUCAAUCAGGAUCCCUUCACCUGGUACAACGCCACGGAUGUGCUGGAAGCCUGGGAGCUGCUGCUGUCGGCACGGGCCAUCAUACCGCUGGAGGAUGACAAGUUUGCGAUCUAUGAGCACGAUCUGGUGGACAUAACGCGGCAGUAUCUGCAGAUCAGCGCCGAUCAGCUGUACGUCAAUCUGAAGUCGGCCUACCGGAAGCGGCAGGUGACACGCUUCGAGUACCUUGGCUCCAAGUUGCUGCAACUGUUUGACGAUCUGGAGCGCAUCCUCGCCAGCGGCUCGAACUUCCUGCUGGGCACCUGGCUGGCAGAUGCCAAGCGAGCAGCCUCCAGCGCAAUGGACAAGCCCAAUUUCGAGUUUAAUGCCCGCAACCAGAUCACCGCCUGGGGUCCAGAUGCCCAGAUCUUGGAUUACGCCUGCAAGCAAUGGUCGGGACUGGUGUGGGAUUAUUAUAGGCCUCGCUGGGCCCUCUUUCUGGACGAUGUUACCCUGGCUCUGCACUCGAAUCGCAGCUUUAAUAGCACUGCCUUCAAGCAGCGCGUGCUGCUGCAGGUGGAGCUGCCGUUCAGCAACAAGUCCGAUGUGUAUCCGGUGGAGCCCAUGGGCAAUACUUGGUUUAUCUCCCAAAAUAUAUACGAGCGCUGGAAGGGUUACCUAAGGGACACGCACUUUCUGCACAAUAAUCGGAUAUCCGUAAACCUCAAAUUGGGUGCCCAUUGAUCACUGGCAAUAAUUAAAUAAUUCAUUUUAUACAUGAAAUUGGAUGCAUUAAAUAUUUUUACACGAUUCAAGUAAAUGGAGAGAGACUCAAAUGCAGUUUCGAAACCCUCUCGAGCCCGGGCGAAUAAUAAUUCCUAAAUGUGCUGCUCCAAAGAAAUCCUAACACAUGGUACAUAUACAUAUAUGAUAAUAAAAAAAAAAAAACAUACUGCACAUCCUGGAUUUUGCAUCAUACAUAAAUGUAGUUUUAAUUGAUUUUUAUUUAAAUUAAUGUACAAACUAAUUAUGUAAAAAUUUAAACAUGAUCAUUAAUACGCAUUUCUAUGUUUACU
Drosophila obscura is the source of this 2740-nucleotide messenger RNA. It is a transcript of the gene Naglu, whose product is annotated as alpha-N-acetylglucosaminidase. The coding region runs from base 108 to 2408 and encodes 766 amino acids. NCBI's taxonomy places the organism in Eukaryota, Metazoa, Arthropoda, Insecta, Diptera, Drosophilidae. The transcript has 2 exons. The record is from RefSeq and is a predicted model, not a curated record.